Molecule: messenger RNA, 1014 nt
Organism: Cercocebus atys (sooty mangabey)
Lineage: Eukaryota; Metazoa; Chordata; Mammalia; Primates; Cercopithecidae
Gene: GP1BB
Product: glycoprotein Ib (platelet), beta polypeptide
Exons: 2
Coding region: 77-703 (208 amino acids)
Source: RefSeq, a predicted model, not a curated record
GCGGGAGCGCCUUAUCGCUUGGCUCUCCCGCCUACGCGUCCCGCUCCAGAGUAAGCUGGGCCGCCGUCUUCUAGCCAUGGGCUCCGGGCCGCGCGGGGCGCUGAGCUUACUGCUCCUGAUGCUGGCGCCGCCGAGCCGCCCGGCCGCAGAUUGCCCGGCGCCCUGUAGCUGCGCGGGGACGCUCGUGGACUGCGGGCGCCGGGGGCUGACUUGGGCCUCGCUGCCGACCUCCUUUCCUGUCCACACAACCGAGCUGGUGCUGACCGGCAACAACCUGACGGCGCUGCCGUCGGGGCUGCUGGACGCGCUGCCCGCGCUGCGCACCGCACACCUGGGAGCCAACCCCUGGCGCUGCGACUGCCGCCUUGUGCCGCUGCGCGCCUGGCUGGCCGGCCGCCCCGAGCGUGCGCCCUACCGCGACCUGCGUUGCGUGGCGCCCCCAGCGCUGCGUGGCCGCCUGCUGCCCUACCUAGCCGAGGACGAGCUGCGCGCCGCUUGUGCUCCCGGCCCGCUCUGCUGGGGGGCGCUGGCGGCGCAGCUUGCAUUGCUGGGCCUUGGGUUGCUGCACGCGUUGCUGCUGGUGCUGCUGCUGUGCCGCCUGCGGAGGCUGCGCGCCCGCGCCCGCGCUCGCGCCCGCGCCGCACUCCGGCUGUCGCUGACCGACCCACUGGUGGCCGAGCAAGACAGAACCGACGAGUCCUGAGGAGAGAACCGGCGCGUCCUGAGGAGAGAACCGGCGCUGGGCAACGCGGACCUGCAAACUCGACAGGACGCUACCCGAGGGGCCCUCGCGCCAACCUGGACCCGUCUCCGCCGCCUCCGUCCAAUCUCUCAUACCCACCCCACCUGCAGGCCCAGACCACGUGGGACAGAACUCCUGCCCACCCUACCCCGAGGGAGGCGAACCCACACCUCCAGGCUUGGGAGGACCAUGGGGCACAAUGCGGUCUAGACCCUGCCUGCGUCUCCCCUCCAAACUCUGGUGCUGAAUAAACCCUUCUGGCCUUCUCUGCA